This is a messenger RNA of Rubroshorea leprosula, 602 nucleotides long. The record is from the annotation of a GenBank genome assembly. NCBI's taxonomy places the organism in Eukaryota, Viridiplantae, Streptophyta, Magnoliopsida, Malvales, Dipterocarpaceae.
UUCAUGUUUCAACCGAUUAUUUGGCAUGCUUUAAACUUUGAUGUCGGGCCCCCAUGUUUACUUACUGAGAUAUUUCUAUCUCACGGUUUCCUUGUCCACCAUUUCAGGUAGUGAGACCCGACGCGUGGGAAGCCCGGGGGAGUGACGAGUUAGACGGCUAGGCACUUUUGGACUUAGGUUUUUGUAGCUAAGCCGUUAGUCACCCAUGCUUGAUAUAGAAAUUUUUGUGUACAGAAUUUAGUGUUAGUCAUGAUUGUAUAUAUGAAGUGAUAAAUUUUGUACGUUUGACUGGUAACUAUUUGGUAAAUUAAAAGGCUUAAAUCUAAAUUGCUAAGUAAGAACUCAAUAGGGUCUCGAGCCUUGUGCAUUUGUGGGCCCCGCUCACGAGUGCACGGCGUCUGCCACGACCUCGGAUUUGGGUUCUGAGGCGUGACAUGCUGAGUCCUCUAAAACUAUUACAAAGAUUUUAGGUAAUGGUCGUUUGUGUCUAACAUUUUCAAAAAAAUCUUAAGAUAAGGCAUGCGAAAAAGUACAUUUUAUUUACGAGCUAUAGUAUCUUUUCCAAACUUACCUAUAUUUUGUAAUAUAUUUUAUAAUUUCCC